Messenger RNA from Strigops habroptila (Kakapo), 2837 nucleotides. RefSeq names its product leukotriene C4 synthase-like. Lineage: Eukaryota; Metazoa; Chordata; Aves; Psittaciformes; Psittacidae. Gene Ontology annotation, molecular function: leukotriene-C4 synthase activity; glutathione peroxidase activity; glutathione transferase activity. The transcript has 7 exons. The record is from RefSeq and is a predicted model, not a curated record. The coding region runs from base 741 to 1295 and encodes 184 amino acids. Gene Ontology annotation, biological process: leukotriene biosynthetic process. Gene Ontology annotation, cellular component: membrane; endoplasmic reticulum; nuclear envelope.
GAGCGUUAGUUGAACAGAAUGAGGGACUCGCGGCUGAGCUCUCUUUCAUUCUUCUCUUGAACCAGAAAAACUCUUUUCUUUCUGUGUGGCUUUUAAUUCUUUUGAAUGAAAACCCCACUCUUUUUUUCUGUGUGGCUGUUAGACGAACUGUUCUUACAAGCAGUGCCACAGGCAUGGGUUUGGAUGUGCUAAGGCUGGAAAAGAAUUUGAAGUGAAAGGAAGCACAAGCACCAACUAGAUCAGAAAAUACUUCUGUACUUUCACAAUGCAGCUGGAAGGACAAGGCGCUCUCCACACUGCACAGCUGAAGGGGAAAACUCUUUGAAUGAAAGGAGAGGAAGGAAACAAAGCCAGCAGUCCCAGUAGCUCGCAGCCGGGCCCGCUUUGUGCUGUUAGGCAGGAAUUAGCCAAAUGCAUCUCUCCUGACAUGUGCGUGUCUCUCCUUUUGCUAUAUCCUGAUGAAUUCUGCAGGGUUUUACCCACAGAGAACUCUCUCUUGUAUUUACAAUAGGAGUUAAUUUGUCUGAGGAUUGAUCAGAAGCCUUAAAUGCCCAGCUCUCAGCCUUACCAGUACAAGGGACGACUCUGAAACCCUCUCGGUGUCUGACAUUUCUGGACCCAUCCCCAACAAACCUUUGCUGCCAGCUACCGCUGCUGAGUGCUGCACCAGCAAGGAUUAAACCUGCUCAGAGGAGAUUCUGAUCAAGAAAUCAGAUUUUCUAGGGUCUGGAAGAGCCAAUAUGUUGGAUCAGAUUCAUCUGCUGGCUGCCGUGACGGUCCUGGGAGUCCUGGAGCAAGCUUACUUCUUCCUCCAGGUGAUCUAUGCUAGGAGGGCAUUUGGCAUUUCUCCUCCAAAGAUCUCAGGCCCGCCUGAAUUUGACAGGAUCUUUCGAGCACAGGUGAACUCCUCUGAGUAUUUUCCCAUUUUCCUGGCACUUCUGUGGCAGGCUGGACUCUUCUUCCAUCAAGGUCUGGCUGCAGCCUUGGGUCUGGUCUAUCUCUAUGCCCGCUACCAGUUACUUUAUCGGAUACAAGGCCUCAUCCUCAGAAAGGCUCGCCCCGAUGUACUUUGGCACCGGAGUUCUCUGGAUUCUUGUUGCAGCAUCAGCACUGGGCAUCCUGCAUUUCUUCCUCUCUCACUACAUGGGGCUGAACGUCCUCCAGCUUCUCACAGCGUGACCCACUGCUCUGUAACCCAUCAGUGUCCUCAUCUUCGAGUCCUGCUCCCUCCUGCCCACAGUAACAGACUGCCUGCAACCAACACAGCUCCCAGUGACAAAUCCACCCUCGCUUGAGUUUUUAACACCUCCCUCCUCGCUGCCAAGCACUGACACAGACUGCUGAGCAUUUCAGGAGGUAUUUUUCCCCUGUGGCACUCUGGGUGCCAAGUGCUCCAUAUCUGGCAGCUCCAUCACUCCUGAUGUGGAAACAACAAUGCUCCAAAACAGGAGGAACUGUAGGAAAGCUGGACACAUACAAGCAAACUCAUCUCAGCCUGAGCUUCCCAGUGCGUUGCCCCAUGGAACUGCCAUGUGUUCCCCUUCCUCCAGAGGCUCUGCCUCCAGCCCAGGCACCAAAUGUGGGUUCAUUCCAGUCUUCCAUGUCCCACACCCAAGAAAGGCAUUUCUUUUUGAAACCAGAUGCGGGCUGAGGCAUAAGAAAAGAGGUGAGAGAUAAACAGAAGCAGCCACCAACAUGUUGUGCAAAAGUCUAUUAGUGCCCUCAUAAUGGUUAUUAGCCACUGCCCAUGGGCGAUGCUGUAAAUCAGAGCGCACAAACUCCUAAACGUUACUGCAUGUGUCACUGUGAAUACUGCUGAGCAACAUGCACAAAUAAAAAGGCACUGAGCUUGCUGUGCUGGGUGUCUCCUGGUGGGUCCACAGUUAGCAGAGGACAAAACCACGAAUGUUUGAGCGCAAGGUGGCUGCCUCAGUUUCCCUGCUGUGCAGUGCAACACAGCCUGCAACCCUACAUCCCGCGGGAAGAGAGCUCUGAGCAGGGAGAAGCUGAUUUUCAAAGGAUCUGAGCUCUGAAACUGGUGUCUGAGCCACUCAGCACCAAACAGUGGUCCCAACUGCUUGUUUUUCCCAGUGCGCAGGUCCCCCUCUGGGCUUCCUGAGACAGGAAGAGAUGGAUUUUCGUGGAGCCCUGCAUUCACAACACUGAUGCUUUUGGCCAUCAGUCUACUCAUGUCAGCAGCACAGCUCAGAAAACACCAGCAGUGCUCUGUGCCAUCGUCACGGGGGGGCUCACACCAAACCCAGAGAGCAAAAAUAACUGCAUUAACAUGCUGCCAGUCUAACCACAUAUCAAAGCCCGCCGUCCUCCCUUCCCAGCAGUGGGCAUAUCUAGACUAUAAGAACAAGAGGCAUGUUUUUCUUGGAAGAAGUGAUUAAUUUUUCACAUUGUUUCAUUUCCUUCCCUGCAUUUUAAAUUGGCUUAGCCAGCAAAGCCCCCAGUCCAUUUCCCUUUCAGGCUCUCGUGCCUUGGAGCUGUGCUGCUGCGCUGAAGUUGGCAAACACUGCAGGGAAAGGCUUAAACCCAAACAAAAAUAACUGUAAACCAGUUGUCUCUGCAAAGUUUUCAGCGCAGCAGGGCCCCAUCCUCACAGGACCCCCUGGGUGCCACCGCAAGAUAAACAAGGACAGAAUAACUUUCUUCCUAGCGUCUUUGAUAAUACACUUAGGAAAAGGCUGAGCAUUGUUUAACCCUGGCUGUGCCUUAGCGAGGCCAGGGAGGGACAGACAUGCCACCUGCUCCCAGUGAGAUUUUACUUAGCCUUUACAUUAACACAUCCCACCACCUCCUGAAGUCAAUUCUCAGUCCUCACCUUUUUA